This is a messenger RNA of Phytophthora sojae, 2094 nucleotides long. RefSeq lists its product as hypothetical. The transcript is spliced from 2 exons. Gene Ontology annotation, molecular function: protein binding. The record is from RefSeq and is a predicted model, not a curated record. Lineage: Eukaryota; Oomycota; Peronosporomycetes; Peronosporales; Peronosporaceae. The coding region runs from base 1 to 2094 and encodes 697 amino acids.
AUGCCGCUGCCCGUGGACGCGCACCCGCUGAGCCCGGAGUCCGUGCGACCGGGCACGCUCACCGUCCCGGAAGACGCCGUGGGGGUACACGUAACCAAGUCGCCCACGCCCGUAACCAGCGACAGCAGCGACGGCGAGACCACCGCCGCGACUCCGACGCCGCCGCCUGCGCCGUCUGCCCCCGUGGGCGUCGCGAGCGCAGCCGCCUCAGCCUCCGGCAAGGCCGACGAGGUGCGCGAGCUGGAGAUGCAGGCGCCGCCGCGCUGCCAGCUCGAGGACUUCACGCCCUUCGCGCGCUGCCACCUCUGGAAGCUCAUGAUGUCCUUCUACGACCGCCAGGGCGUCGAGUCCUGGGCGCAGGGCAUCGUGCCGCACUUCAUCACGUCCAACACGUUCAUCGCCAAGCGCUACAGCAAUGUGCUGCGCGCGUACUUCCGAGACGCGAUGCGGCCGGGCUCGGCCUCGCCCGUGGACCCUUCGCAGCCCUUCUACAUCGUGGAGCUCGGCGCCGGAUCGGGCAAGUUCAGCUUCUACUUCCUGAAGGCGCUCGCGCAAGUGGAGAGCGUUCUGGACUUCCCGCUGAGCAACAUCCGCUACAUCAUGACGGACUUCACGGAGCAGAACUUCAACUUCUGGAAGACACACCCGGCGCUGGCCCCUUUCGUCAAGCGCGGGAUCGUGGACUUUGCGAUCUUUGAAGCCACCACCGACAAGGAGCUGCGUCUGUACUCGUCCGGUCAGGUCAUCCGCCCCGGCGAGCUGGCGAACCCGCUGUGUCUGAUUGCAAAUUACUUGUUUGACACGCUGUACCACGACCUGUUCCAGGUGGAUGGUGGUGUGUUGAAGGAAGGCCUCGUGAGUGUCGGGUCUAAACGUGCUGAAGAGCCCGACCCACUCGACCCCGAGAUCAUCAAGCGCCUGAACAACAUUUUCAAGUACGAACAGAUCGACGAGACGUACUAUGGAGAGACGCGACCUCACUGCAACAACAUCCUGAAGUGGUAUCACGAGUAUUUCGACCCAGCGUCCUCGGGUGCCACGAUUCUGGUGCCCAUCGGAGCGCUUUCGGCUAUCGAGCGCCUUGCUGCGCUUUCGAAAAACGGUCUCGUCGCGCUGUCAGGUGACAAAGGGAACAACAACCCCGACCACUUCCGAGGUGUCAGUGACCCGCACAUCGCCGUGCACGGAAGUUUCUCCGUUAUGGUGAACUACCAUGCAAUUGGCGUCUACUUCGCCAGUCGCGGUGGUUUUGCGUUGCACAGUCCGCAGGAAGAGGCAAGCCUGAAGGUGUCUGCGUUCGUGCUGCCAGCUAACGCUGUGGGUGAGCACGAGACUGUCAGCUCGGCAAUGACUGAACUUUACGGUGACGGACUCGAUAGAACGUGCGCGAAGCGCAGCCUCCAGUUCCCGCACCUCACGACAGCGUUUGAAGACGAUAUUGUAUGCUUUGGUCCCAACGACUUUUUCGUGAUGCAGAAGUCGACGAAGGAAGAUGCCAAAGCUCCGUCGCUGAAGGCUGUGCUUGCGCUGAUGAAGUUGAGUGGGUGGGAUCCGGAUGUAUUCUACAAAUUCCGCGACGUGCUGCUAGACCAGUCCCCGACUGCUGCCGCCAAGCUCAAGCAGGACGUGAUGUAUGGAAUCCCGCUGGUCUGGAAAAACUACUAUGCAUUAGACAAGGAGAAGGAUGUGGCCUUUGAGAUCGGCCGCCUCUAUUACGGUCUGCAUGAGUACGACAGCGCGCUUGCGUACUACACCUUGUCCGCUCAAGAAAUGGGCAAGCACCACAUCACAAGUCACAACAUGGGCCUUUGCCAUUACAGCAAGAAGCAGCUGGAGUUAGCUGCAACUUGCUUCGAGGAAGCUUACGCGCUAAACCGAUCAUAUCAAAAGGCAGCGACGUGGCUUCAACGCGUUCGGAAGGAGCUGGGUAUUGUCCAAGUAGAUGGGAUCACUGCGCCUGCCCAGACAACAAUUACUGGGUUCGACGGUAAUUACCAGUCUGGAAAUCUUGGGCCGCAACAAAUUUCUUUGAGCGUGCCAGGUCAAGACAACGACAAGACAUCAGCACACAGUUCUGCUGUCGAUCUUCAUUGA